Molecule: messenger RNA, 1321 nt
Organism: Hydra vulgaris (swiftwater hydra)
Lineage: Eukaryota; Metazoa; Cnidaria; Hydrozoa; Anthoathecata; Hydridae
Product: carbonic anhydrase 4
Molecular function (GO): zinc ion binding; carbonate dehydratase activity
Source: RefSeq, a predicted model, not a curated record
AUGUUAUGUUUUCUUGUUACAUUAUUUUGAAAGUCUUUUUUUAAUUAUUUUUAAAUAUUAACACAAAAAAAAAAGAAUACACGAAAUGAAAAACAUUUUUUUUUACACAUAUUUGACUAUUAUUGUGACUGUUGUUCCUUCUACAACCGCACGCUCAAAAGAUGUUAAUAACAACACAGAAGUAAUUAAAUACGGUUGUAACUUAGAAGAAAACCACUGUAUUAAGAUUAUCAAUGAAAAGAGAGAGUCGUGCUACUCAAGUCAAAAUGGUUUAAAGACAAAAGUACCAUGUAGUAGUGACGAAGAUUGUGUGAACACAAUUGAUUGCACAACCCUUUCGGAUGAUUCGCAAACAUAUAAAAGCUUCAUUAACGAUCGAUCUCGAAUAUCCGUUGGCUCCACAGCCACCACUACUAAACCACAUGUUAUAAUUAAUGGCAAUAUUAGAGAAAUAAAUAAAGUCAAUAGACCUUAUACAUAUUUGGAUGAACCGUUUUCAUACGCUGACGGUCCAUUAGGACCGAAGCAAUGGCCUAAUAGCUGUCUCAAUUCUCCUGAAAAAAGACAAUCACCAAUAAAUAUUAUUACUCAAGGUUCAAUAAGAAUGGCAGAUUGGAGCCCACUCAAAAUAAAUUACUUUAUAAAUAAAGUACAUUUUGUUGGUGUUUAUUUGGAUAAUUAUCGAAACUAUCUUAAAAUGUACCUUGAACCUGCUAGUUUUAUUAUACUCGAGGGAGGUGGACUUAAAAAUGAAAACCUUUUUAGCGAAGUUCGUUUUCACUUUGGAUGCGCAUCAGAUCGAGGAUCAGAACAUCAGAUCGAUAGCAAAAAAUAUCCGUUAGAAGUACAAUUCCUGUUCUAUGACAUUCGGACACAAUAUGAAUCUUAUCUUGCAGUUCUAUUUGAAGAAGGUGAUUUAAAAGACGACAAUAUAAUAACUUUUGACACCUUAGAUGAAGCAAUAAACAUAAUGGGUUACAAUAUUGACGACGUGGCUAAAAUUACAAUUAAUGCGGAAAAACUCUUCGAAGGUCUUUUACCAGAUGACAUUAAAAUUGGACACCGUAAUUUUUUUAAAUAUCGUGGUUCUUUAACAAAUCCGCCCUGCUCAGAUGCAGAAUGGUUUGUUGUGGUUAAUUCUAAACACAAAGUGCCUACUAAAUUUUUGAAAACACUACGAAAGCUUCGCUCAAGUAUGGAUAGCUCAAAUAAUCAGAAUAGUUUAAUGUGUGAUAAUUUCAGACCGAUUCAGAAAAACAAGGAGAAGAUUUUUUCGUAACAAAACAAUAAGAAUCGAAUAUUAAAAAAAACGUUAUUUUUA